AUGUCUAUGGAGACUCCAACCGGACUGUAUCAAUUUCCAGUGACUAAGCUGUGCAUGGUGAGUACAGUGGCUGUCGCCUUUGCUGCAUCGGUUGCUAACUGCAAAUACAUAUUCUUAGCGAGGUACGAUCCGUUUAUCUCUGAAUACCGUCAAUAUUCCAGAUAUCUGUUAUUCCAGCUGGGAUGUGUAAACGAGACAGACGUGGCUCUGAUAGUUCUGCUUUGGUACCAGUUUAGAAAUUUAGAGAGAUUUAUGGGGUCUUACAAAUAUAUCAGCGUACUAUUCGUGGCGUUAAUUUACACAACAGUAUCUCUUGCAGGGCUGAAUCUCCUGUUGAAUAUACUUCUACCGGGGAAAAUCUGGAAUAGUCUUUGUACAGGUUCUUUACCUCUCAUACUGGCGAUGUUCCAUUUCUAUAAGGAAUAUACCCCACAAAUUUACGAAUUUGACAUACUACUGACUCAGCCGUGGUCGAAAAGCAUUAAUAAGAAGCAACGCAAGUGGAAAUUGAAUGAUCAGUUCUUAGUGAACGGUUUAGUAGUGAUGUUGCUGUUAAAUCAAGGAUUCGCCGGAAUAGGUUGUGGAUUUAUCAGCUGGAUUUGCGGAAUAUUUUUGGACAAAGGCCUAUUUCCAGGUGUAGAUCGUUGGAGAUUGCCCUUUAUUAAGAAGCUACUUGUUACAGAUGGUAACAGCAACCCAUCUACCGAGGCCCUGGACGGAAGCUCCCAGGAUGAGGAUCGUGACAGGUCCACAGAUGCAGAUGCUGGAGCCGCCCAUGAGAAUGAGUCCUUCCCAGUAGAUGACGAAGCAGGCAAUGACGAGCCGGCACGUCCUUUGGGGGUACAAUUUCUCGAUACCUUCAGAAGAUGA
Molecule: messenger RNA, 870 nt
Organism: Torulaspora delbrueckii
Lineage: Eukaryota; Fungi; Ascomycota; Saccharomycetes; Saccharomycetales; Saccharomycetaceae
Gene: DSC2
Product: Dsc2p
Exons: 1
Coding region: 1-870 (289 amino acids)
Source: RefSeq, a predicted model, not a curated record